AUGGCCAACAAACUAGGUAAUAAGACCGAGUUAGCCGACCGGGCGGCAAUCUCUCACACCCUCGAGCUUGCGAAGCGUGACACACAGAAGGUCAAGUGCUGGAUAAGCGAAGCCCUUGACGGCGAGAUGACCUGCCGAAAGCACAGCGAAUACUUCUCCACCAUUGUCUACACUCGAGGGGAACUCCAGAAGCCCACCCCAGGGCCGGACGGGAGAACGGAUGACUAUCUUCGUGGAAAGAUCGAAGUUGUCCCUUCUGAGAAGAGUUGCAUUUUUGACUUGCCUAUCGCCGAGAGGGAGGGUAUCCCUGGGUUUUGUUUUCCUAGGUGUUCCCCCGAAAAAGAGACCAGCUUCAGGGAGGAACUCAUGAACCACCACUUUGCAAACCGCGUCCACGUCUAUGAUCGUUUCAAGGGCGAGGAGUAUAUGGACCGCCUGUUGGACCAGGCAGCGGUGCUUCUUGACGGGAUCAAGAAGCGUGUGUCGGAGGCACCAAGAGGCGACGACAUCAAGUCCCUUGAUGCAGCCAUCGAGGCGCUCACAGUUGUUGACUUCACCGAGGUCGUUGAGGAGACCCCCCUUCUAAGCACCAGGUUGCUUGACAAUGUUCCCUUUUCUGUUGACUUGUUUGGCGGACAGAACGGCCCCAACGCUCAGGCGUGGACAAGACGGCUGAAGCCAGACGACUCCCUUCUCGAGUGCCAGCACAUACGCCAUCUCAUGAUUCGCAAAGGUGACAAGCUAUUGUCUUCGAUAGCGCGCCGCACUUUUUCUUCCCUGAUCCCCCUUCAACAGUUGGCGGAUAUCGAUCAUGUUGCUGUGGAAAGGUACUGCCGCGAUCGAGAUGCCUUGUUUGACCUCGAAUGGUCGCUUCUCAGCAACCUUGAGAGCCUCUGUCUAGACAUCCGUGGCAUCCCUGAAGACAGGCGCCAACCACUCGAGGCCCUGUUCGUCAAGCUGGGUAAGCACCUUCGUCUCAAGACCCUUGUUCUCAUCGGUGUCCCCCACCUGAUUGACUCCAACUCGGUCGGCAGUAAGGAGUAUGUUGCGCAACAAGAGGAUGACGAGUUUCUGGUAUUCCCAGGGGAUGAACACAAUCCUGACACCAAACUCACCAACUACAUCCACUUCCUCAAGGAAUGCCUUCGCCCAGGCGGCGAGCUGCGCCUGGUUGUGCCCAACUCCCAGACUUGA
Messenger RNA from Fusarium keratoplasticum, 1194 nucleotides. RefSeq lists its product as uncharacterized. The record is from RefSeq and is a predicted model, not a curated record. NCBI's taxonomy places the organism in Eukaryota, Fungi, Ascomycota, Sordariomycetes, Hypocreales, Nectriaceae. The transcript has a single exon. Bases 1 to 1194 code for a protein of 397 amino acids.